AUGAUGAUCAAUGCCCUUUGUGAAGAAGUGCGUAGCCUGAACGGUGCCUUUUUUCUCAUACUUUUGGCGGGAGCAGUGGAAUGCUUAGCUUUAAGGUCAGUUUGUUUUCGGCAGGAAUUUCGCAUGGCUUGAGAAAAAUGAGAACACCUUCCGAGAAGCGGUGUGGGGGCGGAACCAUCGUGCAAACCAUUGUUUUCUCGAGGCUGUUUUCAACGAGGGAUUGCUUAAUGCUCUGGCCAUUUGAGCCUAAGGACCGAAUUCCUGAAAUUCUGAUUGGCUGUACUUCCACGUCGCUAAAAUCAGUCCUUGCUAGCAGUUGGAAUAUGUUUCUGGGCACUUUCAGUGUUGUUCGCACACCCCACUUCACAAAAACUGAACGAUGAGAGAAAAGGUGGAAAUACCGCUGCGUCAGUAAAAGCCGACAGUGACGUCAACGCCAUGCAGGUGCACCUGUCGAGCGCACUAGGAUGGGAAUAUUUGGACCGUAGGACGAAGCAGCGGCACAAUGCACCACCACCACCACCACCACCACCACCACCACCACCACCACCACCACCACCACCACCACCACCACCACCACCACCACCACCACCACCACCACCGGCGGCGGCGGCACAAUCCGAUCAGUGA
This is a messenger RNA of Spirometra erinaceieuropaei, 630 nucleotides long. The record is from the annotation of a GenBank genome assembly. NCBI's taxonomy places the organism in Eukaryota, Metazoa, Platyhelminthes, Cestoda, Diphyllobothriidea, Diphyllobothriidae.